AUGGCCGCCUCCGCCCUCUUCAUCCUGGACCUCAAGGGGAAGCCGCUGAUCAGCCGCAAUUACAAGGGGGAUGUGGGUCUGGGGGAGAUCGAGCACUUCAUGGGGGUCCUGCUGCAGCGCGAGGAGGAGGGGACGCUCACGCCCGUGCUGACCCACGGCCACGUGCACUUCCUGUGGAUCAAACACGCCAACCUGUACCUGGUGGCCACCACCAGGAAGAACGGCAACGCCUCCCUGGUCUUCUCCUUCCUCUACAAGGUGGUGGAGGUGUUCUGCGAGUACUUCAAGGAGCUGGAGGAGGAGAGCGUCCGCGACAACUUCGUCAUCGUCUACGAGCUGCUGGACGAGCUGAUGGACUUCGGCUUCCCGCAGACCACGGACAGCAAGAUCCUGCAGGAGUACAUCACCCAGGAGGGGAACAAGCUGGAGACGGGCCGGUCGCGCGUGCCCACCACGGUGACCAACGCCGUGUCCUGGCGCUCCGAGGGGCUGCGCUACAAGAAGAACGAGGUGUUCAUCGACGUCAUCGAGGCCGUCAACCUGCUGGUGAGCGCCAGCGGCAGCGUGGUGCUGAGCGAGGUCGUGGGCACCAUCAAGCUCAAGGUUUUCCUCUCGGGGAUGCCGGAGCUGCGCCUGGGCCUCAACGACCGCGUGCUGUUCGAGCUGACGGGCCGGGGCAAGAACAAGUCGGUGGAGCUGGAGGACGUGAAGUUCCACCAGUGCGUGCGUCUGUCCCGCUUCGACAACGACCGCACCAUCUCCUUCAUCCCCCCCGACGGCGACUUCGAGCUCAUGUCCUACCGCCUGCACACGCAGGUGAAGCCGCUGAUCUGGAUCGAGUCCAUCAUCGAGAAGUUCUCGCACAGCCGGGUGGAGAUCAUGGUCAAGGCCAAGGGCCAGUUCAAGAAGCAGUCGGUGGCCAACGGCGUGGAGAUCUUGGUGCCGGUGCCCAGCGACGCCGACUCACCCAAGUUCAAGACCACGGCGGGGUCGGCGCGGUACCUGCCCGAGAGGAACGUGGUCAUCUGGAGCAUCAAAUCCUUCCCCGGGGGCAAGGAGCACCUGAUGCGCGCCCACUUUGGGCUGCCCAGCGUGGAGAAGGAGGGAGAGGGGCGGCCGCCCAUCGCCGUGCGCUUCGAGAUCCCCUACUUCACCGUCUCGGGCAUCCAGGUGCGGUACAUGAAGAUCAUCGAGAAGAGCGGGUACCAGGCGCUGCCCUGGGUGCGCUACAUCACCCAGAGCGGGGAUUACCAGAUCCGCACCAGCUGA
Molecule: messenger RNA, 1269 nt
Organism: Melozone crissalis (California towhee)
Lineage: Eukaryota; Metazoa; Chordata; Aves; Passeriformes; Passerellidae
Gene: AP1M2
Product: adaptor related protein complex 1 subunit mu 2
Biological process (GO): intracellular protein transport; vesicle-mediated transport
Cellular component (GO): clathrin adaptor complex; clathrin-coated vesicle
Molecular function (GO): clathrin-cargo adaptor activity
Source: RefSeq, a predicted model, not a curated record